This is a messenger RNA of Fomitopsis serialis, 3426 nucleotides long. RefSeq lists its product as uncharacterized. The coding region runs from base 1 to 3426 and encodes 1141 amino acids. The transcript has 7 exons. The record is from RefSeq and is a predicted model, not a curated record. Lineage: Eukaryota; Fungi; Basidiomycota; Agaricomycetes; Polyporales; Fomitopsidaceae.
AUGCCUCGAACGACCCCCAGCGCGGGCACACAACCCCGCAAAACCACUGCAGAGUCGCGGCGCGACAACAGGCGACUCACAAUCGACGCCAUGUUCGCCCGCCUGUCGUCGCAAGCCCCUUCCUCCUCGCCGCCUGGCCCGUCCCAGUCCGAGGGCCGGCUGAGCUUGUCAGCUCCGCGCGCGAAGAAGCUGGCUGAGGCAGCACCGCCGGCUUCUAGGACGCGUGCUUCUGUGUCUCGCUCUUCCCUAGCGGCUCCUCCCUCGGAGAAUGCGCGCAGUUCAGGCGACCUGUCCCGCACACCUGGUCACGAACAGACUCCCGCCACGCGAACGCGUUCCAGUAGCAAACACCAGAACGAGUCAUCCACCGAAGGUGCUUCUGCAGGUAGGGAGCAUUUAGCUUCAGCCACAACCGCGUCGCGCAAAGCGAAGACCGUUUCCCAAGCGUCAAAGCCCAUCAGCUCGGGUCAAACAACGCCUCAUGUUGACUCCCUGACAAAAAGCAAAGUGCCUCGCAAAAGAGCUCUUCCUCCAGAGAGCGACCAAGCGGACGCUACGCCAGUCCUAUAUUGCGUGCCAACGCAAGCUCCAACACCCCAGACCCGGACUUCGCCUCGAAGGACUGCACGCUCUGCUGUCUCCAAACCUUUGACGUCGAAAGAUAACGUAUUACCGUCGCCCUCCGACAGCGGCUCUAGCAGGAAGCGUCCGCGUCUGACGCCCCCCGAGGAGCAUUGCGGGCUACAGCCGGAAAACCUUUCGCAGGUUACUGACCCCUAUGAGGUCGUGCCUUCCAGCCAGUCGGACGAGCAAGAGCUAACCCUACCGAACACCACGAGGAAGGACCCAGUAGCUGUGAACGAAGCGGUCGACCAGUGGAGGCGAGGUGCCCGUACGGACGUCUCCUGCGCUGACCCAUCGACACCAUUGUUGGGGAACGCCCCUGAGGAGCCCGACGCUUGUUCCGCUACACAGGUCAACGUUCCCAUGGACAUCGACGAACCUGGAGAAGACCCUCUCAGCCCACUCUCUAGCAUCCCGACUGGUCUUCAGACUCCAACGUCGGAGCCCGACCUUCCGGCUUCGUCACCUCUUCCCUACACCUUGUCUUCGCCGAGCUCCUGUCACACGGAGUUGGCACCAUCUGCCCAGAUGGCCACGUCUUCGCCGUCGUCCCCUGUACGGGCCACUCCUGCGUCCAUCUUGUCGAUGGGAGGACGUCCCUUCACGCCACCGUCAGAUGGUCGUACCGCAUCUGGUCCGGCGACUCCCGUGGCUCUGAACGAAGAGUCGAAGACAGCCCAGAUCAUCGCCGAGAUCAAAGCGAGGGCGUAUGCUACACUUUCAUCCAGUCCCGGCGACAUUCCAGUCGAGUUGAAGGAGCUCGGGUACGGCGACUCUAGCAGUGAUGAGUCCGAGGAGGACUUCAUGGAGACAUUCAACAAACUAGGCAAGGGCAAGGGCAAGGGCCGACCGUCACCCUCUCCCAUCGGCAAGAAGGUCACUCGAUUCACUUCGCCUGCCUUGCAAUCUAGAGAUCCACCCGAGUCCAGCACUGAAAGACCGCGGUACGGUCUUCGUCGAAAGGCUUCUGGCACGAAAGGCGUCACAGGAAACAAACGGAUGCCCACCCUUGUCAGCACCAGUAGGACGGGAGGAAAGCAAUCGCGCAAGGCCGAUCCUCUCGAGGCCCUUCUCAAGGAGAAGCAGCGCGCCGACAAGCGUGGCGGUGGUGUUGACGCGCUGCGUGCCGCCGAGGCAGCUAUUAUUUCCUCGUCAAAAGAGAAACAGGAUGCUAAGGCCAAGGCCAAGGCAAGUCUGAAGCACGAGAUGGACGAGGAGGACUCCUCAGACGUAGACCCCGCUUGGACCAACGAAAGCGCUGCGAUGGACGUAGUGAAGAAGGGCGCGCGGCGAUUCAAGUCGAGGUCGUCAAGUCCGCUGCUAGGCUUCGACUGGGACGAGGAUAGCGAUGAUGAGAGCGACGGGGAACUGGAGGCAGUGCGUCAACAGGCCUUAGCAGGGCUUGGUAAAGAGGGCGGGCAGAAGGUUGGACAUAUCCUGGCUGGCAAUCGUCUGCUCCGAGAGGCGAUGAGCAAGGUCAAGUUAAGAGAUGACAUCUUGGGCGUGCCUCUCUGGGACAAUUCGCCAGCCAGCACCGACGACGGCAUGGACGUUGACAACUCGCCUGUGCUUUCUUUUGACGAAGCCGACCUUCAAGCGUGUCCUAUACUCGGAAUGUUGCAAGAUGCCGUGAGGGCGGAAGAUGUUUCUCGGUUGAGUAUGCUCUUGCAUUCAGGUGUACUCUCCACGUUGCAGCCUUCGCAUGCUGCGGCGCUCGUUCCCUGGCUGUAUGCUAUGGCAACAGACCUUGUCGACCGGCCGUACACCGAGCUUGCGUACCAUGGCCUCUUGCACCUUGCCGGGUCCAUAUCGCAAGCUCGCUCUCAACCAGGCUUUUCUGCUGUUCUCUUGGCCGACACACUUGUCCGUCUAGGCGCAAAGUCAAGUGCCUGUGAUGAGCUCAGUCAAAGGCCGUCCUCGGGUCAGACAUCUCCGGUUGAUACUGAACGGAGAGAUCAGAUACUCUACCGUGUUAUAUCGUUCGUAACGGUCCUUGCCAGGGAGGGCGCUUUGCUUCAUGUUGAUAUGCCAAUCAUCGUACUCUUAUUGGUUCUCGUCGCAGUAGACAGGGCAACCUCCCCUGAGUUGGGCAGGGAUAUAAUGGUAGCAAUUGAAGUGAUUGGCCAAGCUAUCCCCGCUAAUGACGAGGGCAUGCAAAUCGAGGCUGCCAUCCAUUCACGCUUGGUAGAGUUUGCGAAGCAGCAGGUCCCGAUGAACCAAGCUCAUUUGCUCUCCUUCGUAUCCGGAGCUUGUGCGCAAACGAGUCGUAUUGCAUGCAAUGUCGCUCGUGCGCUCCUGCUUAAGGAAGAGACGUAUACCUCUCUUCCUUCUCUCAUACCCGUCGUCAACUUGCUGUGCCCGCCGGUCGGGUCUGGAGGCAUCUUCGAUAUCCAAGGCAACACCGACAAGCCCGACUACUACGAAGACCUCUGCGUUGACGGACAUCCCUGGCUACACUGCGCUCGAGAAGGAGGCUACGGCGGGUCCAUGCCGCCGUCCGGCCAGGGCGAGGAGUCCCCAAAGAAGGGCGCGGUUGAGAGGGAGCCGGCGCACUUGGAGCAGAUCAAGACGCUGCUGGACAGCCUCCAUGGGAGGAUCAUCGAUACCCGCGCAGCGUUCCUCGACCGCUCGCGUGCGAAGGCAGCGCUCCAGCGACUGUCGCUGAGGGUGCAUUAUCAGCGCAUGGCGAGCCUCCGCUCGGGUCCGGGGACGGGCAGGCCGAGGAACUUGCGCAAUUACUUCGCACAGCCUAAGGCGUCAUAUAGUUCAGUCUAUCAGUUCGUAUUCCCUCUACGUCUAUAA